UUGACGGAAAAGACUCUAGUCAAUGGACUUGCUGACAAAGACCAUUGACCAGUAAAUGCAUUGACUAUAAAAGCGUUUAUCAUUGUAUUUGAAUAAUUGUUUUUUUUCACUAUCAACAAAUUGGCUAUUCUAAUUGUGAUAAUGGUUGUUAACAUCAUCACUAUUAUCAUUAUCGUUAUUAAAUAUCUUUUCAAUGUUAAAAGUUAAUUUAGCUGUAAACUAUUAAGCUGGUUUCUUCUGAAUAUUGACAUAUAAACGUAUCCAAGUCAAUGUACUGUUAGGUUGAGUUGUAAGGGUUAAAUUGUGAGGUUAAUAAAUUGAUUUUGGUCGUUGGCAAAGUGUUGAUUGUAGAUGUUGAUUAAAGUGAAUGUUGGAUUUGUAAUGGAGUCUGGUUAAGCAAUGGAGAAACCUGUAAGUUGGAGUGAUCAGGAUCAAGAAUAUGCGUUUUUUGAUGGUUUGCCCAAAAGGUAAAGAAUCGAGUAUUAAUACAUUUAACUGAUCCAUAAGUUAAUCAAGCAAAUCAAUUGACAAUUCAUCUCAUUGAACCUGCAACCCAGUAAAGAUCAUCACCAUUUUCAAUUUGGAUUGUGAAUGUGAACACACUUUUGGUCAAAAUAGCUGUUAAAAUGUCCAUUUACGUUAGCGUUAUGAAAAUGUUUACUUCAAAUGUUUACUACUUUGUUGUCUUCAAUUGUAUCCAGUUAAGUCAAUUAACAAGUGUUAGUAAAGGAAACAUUGUAUUCACAGGAGCAUCAGCACAGCAACAAUCGAUUCCGAUUCCAAUUCCGAUUCCUAUUCCAAUUCCAUUUUUACACAAUACAAUGGGUUUACCAGUUCCACCUCAUCCUCAAUCAGCUCCACUUCGUAAUCAUUUCAUUGAAAUGUCACCAAGAUCCCAUUAUCAACAGCCUGACCAGAUGAUGCCACCCUACCAUGGUUUACCGAUGGAAAGAUCAGCGUCUCAUCAAUCAGAUUAUUUUCCAAUCAAAAUUGUUGUUCUUCCAAUAAUAGCCAAUCUUGAUGAUAAUCGUUGGAACAAUCAAGGUACCUUUCCAUCAAAUCAACAGGAUCAACAGGAUCAAUUGGAUGAUGCAUUGAUCAGGCAACACCAGCAAACAAAUUCACCAAGACCUUGUGGCUUAAUACUGCCUUGGCAGUGAUAUUAAUGAUGGAGGUUUAAGAAUCAAAAAAAUCUGGAUCUGUCUAUGAACAAAAUCAAGAUAUUAUUAAAACGCAAGAUUACAGAUUUUCAAAAUUUCUCAAUUUUCAAUCAAUCAAUUAUUGCUACAAGAACGGGA
Tetranychus urticae (two-spotted spider mite) is the source of this 1298-nucleotide messenger RNA. Lineage: Eukaryota; Metazoa; Arthropoda; Arachnida; Trombidiformes; Tetranychidae. The record is from RefSeq and is a predicted model, not a curated record.